Ostreococcus lucimarinus CCE9901 is the source of this 750-nucleotide messenger RNA. RefSeq lists its product with no specific name. The record is from RefSeq and is a predicted model, not a curated record. Bases 1 to 750 code for a protein of 249 amino acids. Gene Ontology annotation, cellular component: DNA replication factor A complex; site of double-strand break; chromosome, telomeric region. Lineage: Eukaryota; Viridiplantae; Chlorophyta; Mamiellophyceae; Mamiellales; Bathycoccaceae. Gene Ontology annotation, molecular function: nucleic acid binding. The transcript has a single exon. Gene Ontology annotation, biological process: DNA replication; nucleotide-excision repair; double-strand break repair via homologous recombination.
AUGACGCGACGUAGACCGCAGGAUGGAUCGAGCGAAGGGAAGACGUACGCGAACGUGAGCGCGCCGCCGACGAUGAAACCGUUGACGGUUAAGAUGCUGAAGCGAGCGAUCGACGCGCGACAGACGCCGGAUGAAACGCUCGUGGUGAAUGGGGUGCCGGUUCAUAACCUGACCGUCGUCGGUAAGAUUGUGGGCGUCGAGAGUAAGAGCUCGUACGUUUUGUACAAGGUGGACGAUUCCACCGGGGUGUGCGACGUCAAGGUGUGGAGUGACCAAGACGGCGAUCAGACGGCCGAGCCGAUCGAGGUUGGCGCGUACGUUCGUGUGUAUGGCUCGGUGAAGACUUUGGCCAACGAACACAUGAUUGCCGCGCACACUCAGCAGGCGGUGCGUAAGAUUACCGACCACAACGAGGUGACGUUUCACAUGUUGGAAGUCGUGUACGCGAGCGGCCACGCCGAAAAGACCAAGGUCUCGGGCGGUGCCGCGCCGGCGAACGCUUACACCGUGCCGCAACAAGCGCCGAACGUCGCCGCGAAUGGUGAUUUGGGCUCCGAGGAAAUCGACGUUUCAAUUAUGGGCGUGCUGAAGCAGUUCGCCGAGGGCGAGCAAGGGAUGACCGUUGAUGAAAUCGCGUCGAAGCAAAACGGCAAGUUUACUCGCGAUGCCAUCAAAGCUGCGCUCGAAGAAAUGUCGAACGGUGGUGAGGUGUUCACGACUAUCGACGAAGACCACUACGCCGCUGUGUAA